AGCGUGCGCUCGGGGCCCGGCGCCCCGGCUCCCCGGGGACGCACCGGCGCGCAGAGAAAUACCAGGGCUUGUCGGUCCAUAAGGAAAUUUUGAAGGAGCGGAAAAGCUGGAAGCUGAUGGACAUUGUGUAGGCCAGAGGCAGGGAUGGUCGGCUAUGACCCCAAAGCAGAUGACAGGAAUAUCUCCAAUUUUGAGGUGGUGGUGGCAGGAUCUGUGUCUGGACUCGUCACGCGGGCCCUGAUCAGCCCCUUGGACGUCAUCAAGAUCCGUUUCCAGCUUCAGAUAGAGCGCCUGUCUCGGAGUGACCCCGGUGCCAAGUACCAUGGGAUCCUGCAGGCCUGCAGGCAGAUUCUGUGGGAGGAGGGCCCAACGGCAUUCUGGAAAGGCCACGUGCCGGCCCAGCUUCUCUCCAUAGGCUACGGCGCAGUCCAGUUUCUGUCGUUCGAGCUGCUGACGGAGCUGGUGCACCGGGCCCGCGUGCGCGACGCCCGCCAGUUCUCCGUGCACUUUGUCUGUGGAGGCCUGUCUGCCUGCGCGGCCACCCUCGCCGUGCACCCCGUGGAUGUCCUGCGUACCCGCUUUGCAGCUCAGGGGGAGCCCAGGGUCUACCCCUCCCUGCGACACGCCGUGGUCACCAUGUGCCAGACCGAAGGCCCCACCGUCUUCUACAAAGGCCUCACCCCCACCUUGAUCGCCAUCUUCCCGUACGCCGGCUUCCAGUUCUCCUUCUACAGCUCCCUGCAGCAGGCCUGCGAGUGGCUCCUGCCGGCCCAAGGCCAAGGCCAGACCAAUGGGAACCUCAAAAACCUGCUUUGUGGCAGUGGAGCCGGAGUCAUCAGCAAGACCCUCACGUACCCCCUGGACCUCAUCAAGAAGCGGCUGCAGGUGGGAGGUUUCGAGCAGGCCCGAGCCACCUUUGGCCAGGUUCGCAGCUACCGGGGCCUCCUGGACUGCGCCAGGCAGGUGCUGCAGGAGGAGGGUGCCCAGGGCUUCUUCAAGGGCCUGUCCCCCAGCCUGCUGAAGGCGGCCCUCUCCACGGGCCUCGUGUUCUCCUGGUACGAGCUCUUCUGCAACCUCUUCCACCGCAUGAAGAAGGCGGACAGCUAGCUCUGCGCGAGGAAGAACAGCCAUGGCUGGCGGUCACCUUCAUCUCCCUCCUCCUGUUGCUCUGGGCCGCGCCACCUGGUCCAGCCUCCAGUCAGGGGCCGCAGCCGCAGCGAGCGGGACAGUAGCCCCCAGCGCGGUGGGAGGUCCUGGCUUUCUCCAAGCGACAGCAUGGGAGGGACUUGGCCAGCAGCGCCAGCAGGAAGCAGGAAGUUGCUUCUCUGCCUGCUGCUUACACCUCUCAGCCCCCAGGCCUGGAACAAAACCUGGCACAGGGUGGGGCUGCAGCUAGAUCUGAGGGUCCAGCGCUGGGCAGGGUGCUGGCCCCUACAUUUACUUAACAGACAUUAAAGCUGAAAGCACAUUCCUUAUUGUAUCUUCCCCGUUCCUCAGCGUCUGAGCGAAGCCAUCCCACCUUCCUGGGAUUCCACUUUCUCAGCAGGUCCGUCGCUCAGGCAGCUUU
Talpa occidentalis (Iberian mole) is the source of this 1567-nucleotide messenger RNA. RefSeq names its product solute carrier family 25 member 19 (gene SLC25A19). The record is from RefSeq and is a predicted model, not a curated record. The coding region runs from base 145 to 1107 and encodes 320 amino acids. The transcript has 8 exons. Gene Ontology annotation, biological process: thiamine pyrophosphate transmembrane transport. Gene Ontology annotation, molecular function: thiamine transmembrane transporter activity. Lineage: Eukaryota; Metazoa; Chordata; Mammalia; Eulipotyphla; Talpidae. Gene Ontology annotation, cellular component: mitochondrial inner membrane.